This is a messenger RNA of Cucurbitaria berberidis CBS 394.84, 2117 nucleotides long. Its product is annotated as kinase-like protein. Bases 187 to 1956 code for a protein of 589 amino acids. Gene Ontology annotation, molecular function: protein serine/threonine kinase activity; ATP binding. Gene Ontology annotation, cellular component: nucleus; cytoplasm. Gene Ontology annotation, biological process: protein phosphorylation; mitotic DNA damage checkpoint signaling. The record is from RefSeq and is a predicted model, not a curated record. The transcript has 3 exons. Lineage: Eukaryota; Fungi; Ascomycota; Dothideomycetes; Pleosporales; Cucurbitariaceae.
GCCGCAUCUCGUGCCUGCCCUCGAUGACAUUCGACUCCACUCAUACAGUUCCUGUCUUUCUUUCUAUAGUCAUUGUUUCGCUCAUGCUCAUUCGGACAUCGCAACCAUUUAGUUUCGCCUGAUUAAACGUUUCUUCAAGCCUAACGGGAUAGUAGCUAGGCUGAACUGUGCCGUGCUAGAGACGUGAUGGAUAACCAAACCAACCAAGAGGCGAAAGAGCAGAAUGUGAAUGAGGUGCACUCGGAUGUCUCUAGCGACGAUAGAACCUUGGUCAACGAGGCAAAUUCUCACAAGGCAAUUCAAUUUGCAUUGAAAGAUUGGUCUCAGACUAGCAGAGGCUCGCAUGUGGACUUCAAAGAUGAAGAGACUUUGCCAUUAGAGCAAGGUCGCUUCCUCGGCCGUGGCGCGGUGGGAGAUGUCCAUGAAACAACCAUCCAAGGCUGGAAGCUAGCCCACAAGAGAAUACAUGUCCGACUUAAGAUUGGCGACAAAGAGAAGAGAGAAAUCAAAAUUCUGAAACGGCUUUCGCAUGUCCACAUGAUUCAACUUAUUGGUACAUACACCCAGCAGAAGGUACUCGGCCUCCUUUUGUUCCCUGUUGCAACCUGCGACUUGCACACAUUUUUCGAAGAUGUGGAGGCAUGGACAACAACAAAUUUUGAAGGUGCUACUCCUGAAACAAGAUAUUCAAACUUGGAGUCCUCGCACAAAGAGAGAUUGAACGCGCUCGGCUACGACUUUCCAACUGAGAAUUUGCACCUUAGUGCGUCACCGAUUUACUUCAAGGUUGGAUGUCUUAUAUCAGCCGUGGCAUAUUUGCACGAGCAGAAAAUACGUCACAAGGACUUGAAACCUUCCAACAUCCUGUUAUCACGGGACCGCCUUUGGUUGAGUGAUUUCGGAAGCGCCACAGACUUCACUCUGCUUUCUCAAAGUGCAACUGAUAACGAGCGCGGCACGGCCCGGUAUUUCAGCCCAGAGAUGGCGAAGUGGGAACCCAGUGGACGAGCAUCAGAUAUAUUCUCUCUAGGGUGUGUGCUCUUGGAGAUCUUAGUAUUGCAUCAAACGGGUAGUUUGGAGCAUAUCAGACGGAAUCGAUCUCUCGACUCGUCAUUUCAUGCCAACAUCGGCAGAAUCAACGCAUGGCUAGACUGGCCAAACAUGAAAUUCUGCCCUAGGGACCACCUUCUGCGGUGGGAGGUGAGAGUCAUGCUCUCGAGAGAUCCAGUAGAGCGACCCACCGCUAAAGAACUUUUGACUAGUGUCACUGGUUGUGACAUCGGGAGGAGGGACCAAUCGUCACUUUCUAUCUUUGGUGAAUGCUGCAAGGGCGCAUACCUCUCUCGUCAACAGCAUGAAGAGCAGACUUCGGGCUUAAGAGAAGGAGUUAGAUUCUUACAGAGAAUGCUAGACGCCACCCGGGAGAAAGAGAAAUCGUGGCAAGUCGAAAGCGAAGUGCUUAAUCAACAACUUCGAGAUGUAGAGCUUAAGGCGCGGGAUGAGGCAAAGCAAAAUGAACAAUUAGAACAGGCUGUAGGAAGACUGAAGGACGAAAAAAGAGCUUGGCAAGCGCACGCAGUCAAACUCUCACAAGCACAAAGUCAAUUGACAGAACAAUUGAAGGACCCACAAUCCACGCGCUCGAACUUGGAAAAAGAGCUCCAAUCAUCAAGACAUUAUAAUGAGGGGCGCAUCAAGAAGUCGCAGAUUCAGCUACAGGAUAAAACCGUGUCUACGGUGUCAGAGAAGCCAGACUCUGAAGGUUCAGGCUUACCUUCAAAGGGUGAGCGGUCCUUGCCGCAAAACACAGCCAGUUCCGCCGGUGGCGCCGCGCGGCAACGUAAGAUGAAAUACACCUACGAUUACUCGACCUCAGAAGACGAUGAAGACGACGAACUGCAGCGAACUUCCACACUAUCGACUACCAAUGACAAUCCUCCCGAUGUACUAUCCUAAAGCUCUAGUACACUUCCAAGCAACUCUGGCGAUAACAACAAUGUUCGUGAAUAGGUAAUGCCUCCAGAAAGGUCCAAAAGUUCAAACGUGAGGAAAUAUUGCCUGCGUAGCCGGAUAGUUGCUGCUGGUUUGGAUGAUACUAGUUGAAUAUCCAGUUGAAC